Molecule: messenger RNA, 8834 nt
Organism: Protopterus annectens (West African lungfish)
Lineage: Eukaryota; Metazoa; Chordata; Ceratodontiformes; Protopteridae
Gene: PATL1
Product: PAT1 homolog 1, processing body mRNA decay factor
Exons: 20
Coding region: 306-2606 (766 amino acids)
Biological process (GO): P-body assembly; deadenylation-dependent decapping of nuclear-transcribed mRNA
Cellular component (GO): P-body
Molecular function (GO): RNA binding
Source: RefSeq, a predicted model, not a curated record
CAUAGAAAAUGCCAUUUCGUACUAGCGUCAAUUUGUGCAAUCCAAAGCUGAACUAGUCUACUAGGUAUUACAAAACUGCUCUCUCGUGGAACCCUUCUUUUUCCCGCCUAGAUGGACUACGAGCGAGCAGACUGGUUUCAACUUUUUUUACAGUCUUCUCUCUCUCUCUCUUUUUUUAAAGUCAUGUUUAACUAUUGCAGCGUGGCCGCGCGCACAGAUGACGUAACUAGUUUACCAAGAUGAGUUAGAGAAACUGCGGUUUCAGUCUAUCUGCAGUUCUCCCACUUAGUUGGAGAAGCUGAUUGAUGCGGAUUAUGUUCCAUUUUCAGGAACUUGAAGAGUGUCCCCUGGAAGAGGAUGGAGAAGCACUCCAUGGCAUUGGGGAGGAAGAUAAUGACAUUGAUCAAUUUAAUGAUGAUACGUUUGGAGCAGGAGCAGUUGACGAUGAUUGGGAGGAGCAGCAUGAGCGUUUGGCAGAGCUGGAAGAGCUUCAUGUCAGCAGCAUGGGAAGUGGAGGCAGUGAGUUGGAUCUUCUUGGAGAUGUCUGUGAGGACAACCUUGCAGAGAGUAUCAGCAAGCUAGUGAUCGCAGGUGGUUCCAGUGAACUAGCAGACCCUGCUGUUAUGAGUGUGCUUCAGCAACAGCCCAUGUCAAAGCCUGUGUCACUCCGAAGCUCUAGCAUUUGGGAUAGUCCUGAUGUCUACAGUGGGAUCCAGCCAUCACCUCUACCACAGGAGAGCCCUCUGCUUUCGAUAAUUAAAGACUAUGGCCUGCCCAAGGCACCACGGGUAGGGCGAGAGGAUGAGCGUGAUCUUUCAGAAUGCAUCUUGCCUCCACGCUCCACUUCACCUGUAAUAGGCAGUCCACCAGUUCGAACAGCACCUAUUGGCACUCCACCUAAGCAGCCAAUGACGACAACUUUUAGUCAGCAGAAAAUUCUAUGCCCAACACCUGUUCAUAUCCGUGCCCCACUACAGCAGCGUUUUCCAACUGCUUUCAGUGAGUCCAGGAUGUCUCCAAAUCAGCUAAUGAAUGUAGCAAAUUCUUCUUUACGAGGACAUAAUUUCCCUGCCAAUAUCUCGCCUGUAUUGUCUCUGCAGAUUGGAGCAGCCCAGACAGGCCGACUGUCCCCUAGUCACUUUGUCCGUGUGUCUGGAUUGAUGGGGAGUCCUCUAACACCUAUGAAUCCCAAGUUGCUUCAGGGGCGGGUGGGCCAGAUGAUGUCACCAGUCCCAGGCUUCCACCCCUUCUUUGGAGCUGCCCCCCUCCCUGCACAGACUGCCAGCCAUCUACAGAACAUGAGGUCUCAGAUAAAAUUCUGCAGACCUGACACAACCCAUCUUCACCCUCAGCACCGUAGACUUCUCAACCAGAGGUUGCAGCAGAACAGGAAUCAGAACAGAGGACAGAAUGGCUCAGGUGGAGAAAGACACUUCCGAAGCAACCAGCAGGAGCAAAUAAAGGCAGAUCCUUAUGCAAAUUUGAUGACACCACGUGAAAAGGAGUGGGUUUGCCGAAUACAGAUGAUGCAGCUACAAGGCACAGACCCCUAUCUUGAUGACUACUAUUACCAGCACUAUUUUGAAAAGCUAGAGAAGAACUCAUCCUCACCAAAUGCCAGUGGAGAUGGUGGCCCCAAGAAAGAACACACUAAACUAAUAACUCCUCAAGUGGCAAGACAGGAUCACACAUACACACCUGUACAGUUUGAGGGAUCGCUUGGGAAACUAACAGUUUCUAGUGUGAACAACCCACGAAAGAUGAUUGAUGCAGUAGUGACUUCACGAACUGAAGAUGAUGAGACAAAAGAGAAGCAGGUACGAGACAAACGACGGCAGACACUCUUCAUUAUUGAGAAGACAUACAGCCUUCUGCUGGAUGUGCAAGACAUGGAGAAGAAGUGCCUGCAGUCUGCCCUUGAUGAUAGACCAGCAGUGAUCGAACAGAGGAGGCAGUUCAUCCAGCAGAUUUAUGACAGUGUUUUUGGGAAGUCUUAUUCCAGCAGUAGGUUGAGUGAUGACCACUUUGUACAGGUGAUGUGCAUCCGGAAAGGAAAACGCCUGGUUUCAAGACUCCUCCCUUUUAUGCUAAUGGAGCAGGCUGUCACCAUCAUCAUGGCAACCAUCCGCAACCUGCCUUUCCUGCUCAAAAAAGACCAGCAAGAUGAGGUACUGCCCUGCUUGCUGGAGCCCUGUUCACUUCUUAUUAGCCAGUUGCCUUCUGCUGUAUUGACAAGCCUCCUUCAUCAAUUAGUGAAUCUACCUCAGACUGUGUCAUCAGUUCCUUCCCAGUCACAGGCAAAUAGUUCUUUGGCCUGGGUGCUACACAGCAGGUUUGCUUUAACAUUACUGUUACUAAUAUUGAGUCAGGGAGAGCGACUGCAGAGCUCUGAUGCCGGAGAAGAACUCUUGGAGGAUAACCAGUGGCCAGAACUAGUAUUUACAGUGGCACGGGAGCUGCUUAAAAUUCCUAAGUCCUCGCUGGCUCAGCCUGUUUUUAUUCCCUCCAAACUUCUGUCCCACUUCUCUCGCUUUUUGGACAGACAGAGUCUAAAUGAGCUUGAAACAAAGUUAAAGGACGCAAGCACCCCCCAUACCCCCUGCUAAUUGAAUAUACCAACUUCAAGGUCAUACUUCAUCAAGGAAAAUCCUUAUCCUGAAAGCUGGUGAAGACAUUGUGAUGUCCUUUGAUUUCGGAGUUUCUUUUUCUACUACCUGGGAGUGGAAGUGUAAAUGCUGCCUGAUGCUAUUUUUUUUUUUCAUCCUCUGCUCACAGUUCUAUCCCACACUGAAAUAAAGGCCAGGUUAUUCCCAUGAUUGCCCAGGUGGUGGGAAUUUGCAUUGUGAGCAUGACAUAAGAUUUAAUGUGGGAUCUCUGGCCACAGGAUGACUUAAAUCAAAUCAGGGGUCCCCGAAGAGAGCCUUCAGGGAGGACAGUAGAGUACUUGCAGCAAAGACUGCCACAGGUUGUAAAGACGUACACAUUCGCCUUACUUAAUGAUUGAGUGUGAGAGUGUUUCUGUAUGUUUUGAGGAAAUGAUUUAUUUUUUUGUCUGUUGUAUGUUAAUAUAAUACUGAAGUCUCAAAAUAUUUUGCACAUAAAGGAGCAUAAGUAAGUAAGAGCAGUUAAAAAUUUAUUACUUGUCAUAACAUGUAUUUUAUGUACAUUUUUAAGGCUAUUCAUUCUGCUACCCUCACCUCUGGAAGUUUGUUGAAUGCUGGUGGUUUUGGUGCAUUGGCUUUCUUUGUGUUAUAGAGGGGAUUGUUCAUACUACACUUAAGAAGAAAUGAAGGAAAUCAUUAGCUUAGGGCACUCACUUAUUUGGCUGCUAAGUAGUAGUGUUUUUAUAGUACUCUCAGUGAUGGGGAGAUCAAGAACAUUUGCUAGCUACAUGCAGGUUUUGUAAGUCUCACAAGCUGUUUCAAAAGUUAAACUUAUUAUUUUUUCAAGUGCAUUUUUGUUGUUUGAAGCAUUGCAGAUCAGGAACUGUUUGUUGCUUAGCUCCCCUCUUUUGUCAUAUUAUUUUUAUUAACUCACUGUUCGUUUUGUUAAAAAUCCAGACAGAAACCAAAAAACAAGCAUCUGCUCCAACAGGUUUCCAAAAUUUAUAAAGAAAACUUGCACUAAUUAACCAAGAAUUAAAAAAAAAGAAUAAACACACUGUACAGUGUUUAAAACAGAAAAUAACAAGUUCCUUAAGUGCAGUAAUUGGAUAUAACAUUAAGUCCAAUUAGGAUAGAUGCAUAAUAGUUUUUUAUAUUUUGUUUUUGCCUCCCCCUUGUCCAUGUUAACCAUCAAGGUCUCCCCUAGCAGGCUGAAUCCUUUUCAUUCAUCAAUAAGAGGGAUGUACCUAGUAAUAUAUUGGGGGUGAGAGUUGUCCAAGGAUAUCAUAUUGCCAGCCAUGAGGGUUGUUUGUGCCCUUGCCAGUGUCCUGGCAACUAAGACUAUUUCUGUGUCCCUAACCCCACCCAUAGGUGGUGAAAUGAGCCAUCAGCAUCACCAUGGAAACCCACUCUGCCUUCCCAUUCCCCCCCCAUAUAAGUGCUUGCUUCCACACACCUGCUAAAAAAGUCUACCGGCAAGCAGUGGCUUGAUGAGCUAAAGCCUGCUUCCAGGCCACACACACCACACAUCUUGUCUUCACUACUUCAAAACAUGUUGCUUGCAUGUGAUCUACUCUGCCCUCUGGAUUGGCAUACCAUCAUGUCCUGCCAGUGCCAUUGAGCGCCUGAGUCACUGUUUGAGUUCAGGUCACCAAGUAGUUAGGAAUUUAUUCCUUCCAUGUAAAGUCUAUGAUGCUGUCCAGUUUGGACACUUUUCUUGAACUUGUGAGAGAGCUUGUAAUGCUUAAAUCACAAUAUGCGUGUUUAGUUGAACUGCUUUGUGAAGACAGCAUUUGGUGCUUUUGCAUGUAGUAAUAGAACAAAGUGGUAGAAGUGGGCACCACCAGUACUGCAGAACAGUGUGCUAUAUUUCCUUUUCUAAAUCAUUUUCCCUGCCAGCAUUUUAGAUUUGGUCCACACAGUUUUUUUUUUUUUUUUUUUUUAACAGCUCGUGCUGCACAGGAAAAAGUCUUUUAACUACCUUUUCACUUCACAACGAGAUGUUCUUUUUGGGCAAGUGGAAAGAACUGUGGUUUUCUGAGGAUAACAUGAAAUGGAAUCCUUGUAACGAGAGCAAAUCAGACAUUUUGGUAGCUUUAAAAAAUGAAUUGUGUAGCUAUGUCAGUCUUUAAAGAUAUUUGCUAAUUAUUAUAUUUUUAUGAUGACGCCUGAAACUUAAGAUGUGCUGUUUGAGCAUUUUCUGACAGGGAGAAGUUUCCUUUCUGACUCUCUCUCACCCAAAACAAAACAAAAGAUACCUGAAACAGUUAAGAACAAAGCCCAAGCUAUGACACUGGUUGGGGACUCUCCACAGCUGCAUUUUAGUACACAGCCAUUGUACCAAGUUGAAAUUAUAGCCUUGUUUAGGGAAUGUCUGCAUGUUUGAAGAUUUUGCUAGGAAUAAUGUUCAGAAGAUGCUGUUAUGAAAAGCAGGAAGCUGCAGUUCUGAAAGUACUUGUAGCUACAGAAAGCCUGCAGUGUAUUAUUUUGGAAUGGAAGCUGCAACAGGAUUGUUCUGUAUUUCUUUACUUAUAAACUGCCUUAAGAGUUGUGCCCUUAUUAAGUUAGUAAAAAAGAGAAUACAUGCUAGCUAUCCCUUUUUUCUAGAGGAACGUGAACUGUGAAAACAGAGAAAGGAGAUGCCAUUGAUUUACAACAAAAUGACAAGUAGCAGUUGGCAAUUAGUAUUUGAUUGUAAUCUGCGCAGUAGUACCCAAGUAGCAUUUUUCAUGAAAACAGUGAAACUUUCAGGAGUUGAAAUUACAUAUUAGCAGUCAGGUGACUAGGGUACCUUUUAUGUAGUCAACUAGCUUAUCAAAUGUGCAUAGUAAAAUGAGUUGUACAGCUCUUGGCCUUUUGGUUUAGAGGGAUAAAGCCUUGACUGUGAUCCAGAUGGAACUAAGUUUGAGUGGUGGCUUGCAGACUGGAAGGACUGAGGCAGGGGAGAAUGAAAGGGAUCAGCUGUUUGGGAAGGAGACCACAUCCCCAUUGCACUACUGACCCCAGCCAGAGAGAUGGGUUUCUGGAGGGUACCCACUGUUGGGUGUGCAACAAACAUCACCCUAAGCAAGGCUAGAUGUUGCUGGGAACAUUUCAAGGCACACAGAAAGACAUGCUAGAGCAAAAGUACUAUCGUAGUAACCAGCCAAAAUAAGAAGAGAGGUUAGGUGGUAAUGGAGGGAACCCCAUCACACAAAUGAAAACCUACCAGUUCCUGACUGCUAUUUCUGAUGGGAACCAGUUGAUUAGUUGUUGCCCCAGUCAGGAAGCAAAUGGGCCAAAGGGCUCCUGCAGUAAUUGGAAAAUGAACAGACUCGCUGUCACCCAUUAUGGAGAACAAAUUGGUGAUUAAAUGGCUUGUUGGUAUUGGGUAGCAGUUUAGCUUGUCAAAUAUGGUUGUUUGCUAGUUGUUUUUAUUGAUUUAGAUUUUUAAACCGGGACUUGUUGAAUUAUUGUUUUAGGAAAUCCUCAGUUUGAAAACUCCCAAAUUAACAGACUGUAUAAGUGAGCAGAUGUGUUCUUCAUGUAAUCAGCAGAUUUGCUGGUUGAGAAGGGUACUUAACCCCCUGUUUCCAUAUCUUUGUGUAAUUCCAAAAUGCAGUGUCCUUAUAACUGUCAUCCACAUUGGGGUUAUCAGGAGUUUGUUCCCAGCUGCAUUUUUUUUUUACAAAAGAGUUUUGGAAAGAUGAGUUGUAUAUUGCCCUUAGUAUAAGUUAUGGUUUCCUUGAAACCACUUUGCCGAGUGGAUGUUAAGAUUUGUCAAAAAAGUCAAACUGCAACCAGCAAAAUGAUUCUUUAAUAGGGAAGUAAUUGAAUAAUAAGUUUACGUUGUCUUGUACACAAAUGCACUGAAAUUUUGGCUAAUUGGAUAGUGCAGGUUGAGAUUGCUGAACUGGAAAAAGUACAUAGUCAUCAUCUGUGCAAGCACAACUUUAGGGAUUUCUUCAUUAAAGCAUUUUAUAAUUGUGAGUGUCUGUAGUCUCUUGAGAUGGCUGCUUUCUUAGUCCCAUCUGCAGCUCAUUUAUUGCUGUUAUAUUUUAGUAGUUACACACUGACAAAUUAACAUUUUUUAUAAUUUUGCUUUAGACAAAAGAAAACUCCUUUGUUUUUGUGUUGACUGUUUAAUGGGGCACCAACAUCAAUUACAAGUAAACACAAAGGAGUGAUCACUUAACAGUAUGUACACUUCUGGCACUCAGAAGCAGUUUUCCUGGGAAUCACAUAGUUAUUUCAUGUUGUCUUUUGAAUUUAUAUUUUACCAUACUGUUUUUAAAUUUUUUAAUUGCUUCAGGAUUUUGCUGCAUGAUAUUCAAAGUGAAGUUUGUAGUCACCCUGCAGAUGCAGACAAGGCUAGGCACCAGUUCAGACAUGCUUAUUAUUGGUCCUUAAUGAAUAGUAAUGUUGAGCGACUGCUCUUUGUAUAUGUCAUAAGAUGCUGGUAAGCUGCAGCCAAAUGAAGUAAAAAAAAAAAAAGUGGACACUUUAUAUUUGCUAGUGGUAUGCAAUACUUGUAUUGAACAAUUUGUAUGUUUCUUCUGGUUGCAUUAUUGUGGGGACAUUUUCCAGUUAAUUGAAGAAUUGCAUUCCCUUCUCUCAUCAGUCACAUCUGUGCAACAUGUACAGAUAACCAUGCUGACAACUCUGCAAGCAUGAUUGUUCAGUACAUAACACUAUCAGAUGCUUAACUAGGGCAGAACAAGGUCUCCAGUGCCACUCAGAACUAGUGAAGUACCUGUGUUUGCAAUCAUCUGAAGCACUACUGCUUCAAUGCUCUGUGUGGUAUUUUAGAAAGUAGCAAACUGCUUGCAACAUUUGUAGCAUGUGGCUUGCUACAAUUAUUUAGAAAGAAAGAUCUUUAUUUGAUUCUGAGCCUGAGCUCAAGGGACUUUGAGUUAAGAGAGGGGUGCAAGAUCAGGGAACUGCACCAAGUGCCACUACACUUAGCUGCAGCACUGUACACAGUUACGUUUGUGUAGACUGUCAUAUUUUUUUAAUAAAAUCUACAAUUGGAAUUUGUCUAGCAUUUUAUAAUUUAGGAUUUUCUUGGGUUUUCUCCACAUGCAGAAAUUGAGAAACCCCGAAUACAAGUGAAUUAAAGAAGCUCCUCAACCCGCCAGUCAGAAAGCCAGUAGUAUUGGUAAUUAAGCCUUAAAGAUAACUGGUUUUAAAUUGUGUUAUGGAGCCAGCUAUAUACAAAUCUGCUGUUACGAGGUACUUGUAGCUUUUUUGGACUAUACCUGUUACUUUAAAUUCAAGCUAUAUAGAUUUCCAUUAUAGCCUUUCAUGACAACUGUUAGCAGUGUCCGCAUGCUUAGUCAAUGAUCAAAGAAAGUGUGGAUGAAAGCUGCCGAUAAAAUUAAUGAGACUUAAAGUCAAAGUACUGUUCUAGCUAAGCAAAGAUAAUUUAGAGAGGGUGGAGGUUCUAAAAUGCCUUUUGGAAAAUGUUGGGCUUUGCUUUUCUCUAAAUGACAAUAUUUUGGAUUGUCUGCCUUCAUUUUGGUGAUUUACAACCCCUCAUGCUCCCUAAUCGCAGUUUUUUUGUAUUACUGAACCACAUGUUCUUGUUCAGUGAUCAGAGAAAAUUGAAAAUGAAACACUGUAAGUUGUAUUAUUUGUUGAAUUUAUUAGUGUGUAGUUGGCAGUUGUCCUUUGCUGGAGAGUGUUUUUAAUAUCACUUAUCAGUCCAUGUGUUCCACUGCUGUAGUACAGUUUAGCAUUAGUUUCCCAGUAUCCCUACCAGAGCCAAAGAUUGCCAAUGUCUGGGUUUAGGGAUUUGUGUCUAAUGAGAUUGUGGUCUAUACCUAAAUAAAUUGAGUGACUUCUUCCCACCUGUGAAUGUUAAAUGUAUGGCCUCAAUCUGUUGUUACAGAAAAUAAGUUGGUUUAUAUUCAUGCUUUGACAUUAUAUUGGCUUCUACUCUGUCUAGGAGAUGUCAUGUAAUGGGCAUAUGUUUCCUAACCAUGUAAUCUUACGUGUUUUUACAGUGGGUCAAGUUGUUAAAAUAACCUGCAGAGUUUGCACACAAAGUAUUGCAAAAUCCAGAAUCCUUAUCAUCGCUGCAACUCUUGUUCCCUUACUGUACAGAUUGCAAUUUUUUUAAUUCAUUUUAUGUAAAUGUUUGCACAUUUUAUUAAAAAAGUACUUUAAGCUCUAGAUAUUUAACUGCUAAUAAAAAUAAAUCAUUGUUUGCCUCCAUCUCCCAGGGAAAUGAGGGGGAAGUAUGUAUUUUAA